AUGGAGGUAGCAUGCGUGGUUGUUGAUGAUGAUAUUUCUGGGACUUUUACGUUUGUGAGAGCUCUGGAGGAACAUGGGUACAGAAUCUUGACGGAGGAGGAGGUUGGGAGGACUUGGUUGAAUAGUGUUAUUGAACGGAGGACGGUGUUUUGGUGGGGUGGGAAUGGGGUUUCGACGGAGCAUACGGCCUAUACAAAUCUAAAACACAAAGGCCUUCGGGCUCCUGAUAGCGGAUCGAUGCAAACCAACAGCAAGACCAUCGCAGAGCAAAUCGGCGCUCAAAUCUUCAUCGAUGGCUGGGCAAUGGUAGCACCUGGGAAUCCUGCACUCGCAGCUCAACUAGCAGAAGCCGCCGCUCGCGUUAGUCACGAUGGCGAAGCAGUUUACGCCGCGAAACUGUGGGCAGCAAUGGAAGCUCAAGCCUUCAUCUCUAGGGACAUAAUCGAGCUACUUGAUCUCGGACUAUCGUUUAUCCCUACGGACUCUCUCGUUGCGAAAUUAAUCCACGAUGUCAGGACCUGGUGCCGUAAGAAUUCAGACUGGCUCGUUAUUACUCGGCAGCGCAUUGAGGAUGAGUAUGGAGACGAGGAAUUCGGUGGCGUUUGCCAUGUGAUUCCAAAUCAUGGGGUGAUGAUCAUGGCGCUGAUAUAUGGGGGUCAGGAUUUCAGCAAGGCUAUGCUGCAUAUUGUUAAUACCUGCGGUUGGGAUACGGAUUGUAAUUCUGGGAAUGUUGGGUGCUUGGUUGCUAUUAUGCAUGGGAUGGGGGCUUUUGAUGGAGAGCAUGAUUGGCGUGGUCCAAUUGCUGAUCUCGCUCUUAUAUCUAGUGCGGAUGGCGGAUAUGGCAUUAAUAAUGCUGCGCGGAUUGCGUACGAUAUUGCGGCUUCUGGAUACAGGCUUGCUGGCGAGCAGCCUCCGUACAAGACUCCGAUGGCACAGUAUCAAUUCGCUUUGCCUGGAAGCGUUCAAGGAUUCCGAGCAUGCCAGGCUUCUAAAGGAGAUGUUACGGUCCGACAAAUUACGAGGCAUGAGCAAGGUGUGCUGGAGAUUUGUAUGAAUUCUUUCUCCGAGCCUGUCUACAUUUCAACGCCCACAUUCAUACCCGCGGAAGUCCUCAAGGUCAGUCGUACCUACGACAUGGUGGCCUCGCCACUGCUCUAUCCCGGGCAAAUUCUGCGUGCGAAGCUAUCUGUUCCUCAAUCGAAAGAUCUCAAUUUCAAUGUGGGAUUCCGAUUGAUGGUCUACGACUCGAAUGAUCGACUUGUUGAGGUUGACAGCGAUUCAACAGCCGCAUUGUGUGCUGAAAGCAACCCGGCUGAGCUCUCCUGGAAAAUUCCCUUCGAACUUAUAAGCCUAUUCAGCAAGUUGGAAUUCUGGUCACACCACUCACUAGCUCGGUUAAGGACCUCCGUCGACAAAUUCUACACUUCACUGGGACCUUCAUCAUUCUACCUAUCUCAAGAUCAAGGUGAAGGACUCAUCAUACACGGAACCAGAGAAUGGAAAGACUACGCGGUCAGCGUUCGAAAAUUCGCAGUGCAUCUCGGUCAACCCGCCGGCGUCGUUGUGCGAGUCCAAGGUCUGAGGAGAUGGUAUGCUUUGCUUUUCUUACCUGGAAAGGUCGCGAUCGUGAAGGCAAGGGACGACGAGCGUGAGAACCUCGCAAUUGCGAAAUUCGAUUGGCAGGUUGAUUUCAAGUAUGAAGUGCAAGUCUCCGUGGAGGGAGACGAGAUCACUGGAAAAAUUGGCGAAGUCGUGAUCAGUGCCAAGGACGAUGAGUAUGGAGGCGGCGGUGGUGGUUUGAUUGUUGCUGAAGGUGCACUUUCUGCUGAUAGUAUCGAUGUUCAGCCAAUUUGA
This is a messenger RNA of Pseudocercospora fijiensis CIRAD86, 1854 nucleotides long. RefSeq lists its product as uncharacterized. The record is from RefSeq and is a predicted model, not a curated record. The transcript has 4 exons. Bases 1 to 1854 code for a protein of 617 amino acids. NCBI's taxonomy places the organism in Eukaryota, Fungi, Ascomycota, Dothideomycetes, Mycosphaerellales, Mycosphaerellaceae.